Danio rerio (zebrafish) is the source of this 2787-nucleotide messenger RNA. NCBI's taxonomy places the organism in Eukaryota, Metazoa, Chordata, Actinopteri, Cypriniformes, Danionidae. The record is from RefSeq.
AUUGCUGUAUUUGACGAGUAUCUAGCGAGUUGUACAAAGAUUGCUUUGUAUAAUUUGCUUUUCUUAUAUUGUCAGUUGAUAGCGUACGGUUUAUUAAGGCUAAUUCACCAUGUUAUUUACCGUACUCGGAGUAAUUGCUCUCUUCCUGGGAAAAAGAAACAACAAUUCCACCGUCUCAGGUCAAGAUGAAAGAUUCGACCGUCAGGAAGGAUUGGUCACGGUAUCCUCCGUGACUAAAAGUGAUGGUCGAGAAAUCGGUGACUGGUGUAAAGAAUCAUCUUUGCAUCUUGAGGAACAGAUCAAUGUUCAGAUUGAGGAACCAUCACUGGAGGAACCUGUUGAUGGUCAGAGUGAAGAACAACCACCGGUAGAGCCCGACAGUGUUCCCGGUGAAGAACAACCACUGGUAGAGCCCGACAGUGUUCCCGGUGAAGAACAACCACUGGUAGAGCCUGACAGUGUUCACGGUGAAGAACAAUCACUGGUAGAGCCCGACAGUGUUCACGGUGAAGAAUUAUCACUGGUAGAGCCUGUCGAUGGUCACAGUGAGGACUUAGCCAGCUCCUCCAGCAGUAGUGAUGACUUCCCUCAAGACAUUUACUCAGCUGGAUCCAACUGUAGUAGUGAGCUCACAGCCAGCUCCUACAGCAGCUUCUUCUCUGCUGAGUCCGGCUGUGGUGAUGACCCCUCUACAGAUUUUCUGUCCGCUGAGUCCGGCUGUGGUGAUGACCACUCAACAGAUUUUCUGUCCGCUGAGUCCGGCUGUGGUGAAGACCCUUCUACAGAUUUUCUGUCAGCUGAGUCCGGCUGUGGUGAUGACCCACCUCCAAAUGUGGUCUCUGCUGAGCCAGGCUGUAGUCAUGAUGACCCACCAAAUGUGGUCUCUGCUGAGCCCGGCUGUAGUCAUGAUGACCCACCAAAUGUGGUCUCUGCUGAGCCCGGCUGUAGUCAUUACCCCCCUCGAAAUGUGGUCCCUGCUAAGCCCGGCUGUAGUCAUUACCCCCCUCCAAAUGUGGUCCCUGCUAAGCCUGGCUGUAAAGCUGUCGCUAAAGGUGCAACCUGUCAGACAAAGGGCGCUAUUUCACCUCAGCCAGAAGAGCUGAAGGACAAAGACAGACACAUUAUUGAGAUCAACUCAAAGUGCUAUAAAAUUGGUGCUAAGCUGGGCAAAGGAAGUUUUGGAACCGUUUUCGCAGGAACCCGUUUAGAAGAUGGCCUUCAGGUGGCAGUAAAAAUGGCUGACUUCAAGAUUAAGCGAUACAUCCAAGUUGAUGAUUUUGACCAGCCACUUCCAGCGGAGAUCGCCCUGCACUUUCUUGCCACUAAAGGCCCCAAGGCUAAACAAAUUGUUAAGCUUCUGGACUGGAAGGUGGAGGCUGAUCGUUACUUUCUAGUCCUAGAGCGGCCCAUACCCUGUGUGAACUUAGGGGAAUUUCUAAGACAACACAAAGGCAGAAUCCCAGAGAAGGUGUUAUGGAAAAUCAUGUUCCACACAACAAUUGCAGCUGACAUCUGCUGCAAACGUGGAGUGCUUCACCGCGAUAUCAAGCCUGAGAAUUUGCUGAUUAACACGCGGACCUAUGAAGUCAAACUGACUGACUUUGGCUGUGGUGAACGCCUUACUUUGAGCUUUUACACAGAAUUUUGGGGCACACCACAGUACUGCCCUCCCGAGUUUAAUAGCACUGGCUUAUACUACGGGGAGCCAGCGACAGUGUGGUCACUCGGGAUUCUUCAGUAUUUGCUAAUGUUCAAAAAAUUUCCAGACUACCGUGACCUCCAAAACUUGACUUUCAGUUAUUUAAAGCAAUAUGGAUGGUCAAAAGAAUGCAGUGAUUUCAUUAGCUGUUGUCUGCAGACUGACUACAGAUUUCGGUAUAAGCUGCAAACACUCCGUAUCCAUGGCUGGUUUAAGGUAAUGAAUACAUUUUGAAAAUUUUGUCAUCAGUCAAAUGAAUCUGUCAUGAGCUGAGUUUCCAUCCUAAUGUGAAGCACAUCUUUUCAAAGUACACUAAAUAUAUUUAUUUUGUAAUUAUAAAUGUGAAUUAUGAGCAAAUGAUUCCAUUAAGUUGGUAAAGCAGCUGAACUGUGGAAUUGGUAACCUCGUAGCCAACAGUAAACAAGGGAAGUAUAAUUGAGAAAUAUUCGCUACAUCAAAGUUAAUUUGACAAAUGUAUUUCCAUCAUAAACCCUUUUUUAAGAGUGCAAAAUGACCUCAAGUGAGCAUAAAAAUGUUUUGUGAAUUAAGGGAUUUUUAUUUAAACUUGUUUCUCAUGUGAUGCUUGAAAAGGUGCAUUAACACAGGCUGAUGGAAACCCAGCUAGUGACAGACGACAGUCUUGUUUUCUUAAAUGUCCUUUAUUUAAAUUGACAUUUAUUGCUUUUAUUUUAAUUAUAUGCUGUUUGUUUAUUGCAUUAAAGCUGUAAACCUGAUCACUGUUUUUGUUUCAGGCGGAGACCAAGCGGUAAUGAGGAGAGAUGUCCAUAUUUAAUAGGUGGAUCUAGCCAGUCUAACCACGCCACCAUAGUCCUUUAGCUAAAUACUACUUCAUCCAUUUCAACCUUAGAGAGAGAAAGCUGAGCAUAAUUUGGUUCUGCAUUGUUACAUCUCUCCUAUUUUUCAACAUUUAAACUGGCUCUAAUUAAAAUUCAUGUAAAUAAAGAAAUUAUAAUAAUAACUUAACAGUUUAGACCUUCAUAUAGUGUACACACAAUAGUGUACCUUUAAUAUCAGCUUUUGCACUAACUCUUACACUUCCACAUGCUAAAAUAAAAUGUAUAAUAAAA